UUGAAACAGGUGGGUUUUGGGUGAUUUCUUCUGGGUGAUUUCAAGUUUUGGGUGAUUUCAAGAGUUUGGAAAUUAUAUUUUUGAAAAUUCAGAAGUUUCUAAAAUUUUCAAAAACUGAAAAUCAAAAUCAAGAGUUUUCGAAUUUGGCUUGCUACUUUCUUUCUAUCUCUCUUUAUAGAAUUAAAUUUUUGGGAAUAUUUAUACCUUGGUCCAUCCAAUUCAGAAGCCCGAUCGAGAUAAUCCGGUUUUUUUUUAAUUUUGAUCUAAAAACUCAUAAUUUUCUCUCACAAAUAUUUUUAUAACUUUUCUGACCAAUUUUCAAAAACUGAAGAUCGAGUUUUUCCUGUCACUGACACAUCAACAUUUUUUAAACUUGUGCCAGGUCUGAAAAGUUAAACUGCCUUAACAUGAAUCAAGUACACAAUUCAAGCAAAAAAAAAAUCAAAAUUCAGCUUUGUUGAAAUGAAGCCUGAAACUUUUGACAUAGAAAUUUUAAAUUGCACACAAAAAAUAUAUAGAACAUUUUAUGACAAUGAACUGACCUUAUGAUUAAUAUUCUCUCUCUCUAUUCCAAAAUGUCUAUAAUUUUCAGAUGUUAUCGGCGUCAAUUGUGGAGCACGCGGCUCUCGGUUUCGCGUUCGCCGUUCUCUCGCUUUUCGUUUUGGCAUUCGCCGUCAUCGCAAUUGUUCUUCUCACAAUUUCCCAUUCUUGCUGGUAUAGAUGUGGUGAGCGCCCACACUUCAUUCUUGACAGAAUCUUUCUCUCUCCCUCCCAAAAAAAUUCAAUUUCCUUUUCUUUUUGUCUCCACAUCAAUGAUCAUGCACUUUUUCUUAUAUAUUCAUUUUCAAAAAAAAAAGAAGAAGAACAUGUCUGGAUGAAAAAUUGGGAUUCUCUGAAAUUGAUGCAAAUUAAAGUUUUUGCAGACACUGAAAAUGAUCCAUUGAUGGAAGACUACAACACGUUGUUUUUGGAUUGCCAGGAGCCAGAAUACGAUGAGCCAAUUGAUACGGUAGUUGGCUACACCCCAAAAAAUGCGGAUAUUGUAUAA
Caenorhabditis angaria is the source of this 1048-nucleotide messenger RNA. Lineage: Eukaryota; Metazoa; Nematoda; Chromadorea; Rhabditida; Rhabditidae. The record is from the annotation of a GenBank genome assembly.